UGGCCGGGCACAUUCAAAAUGGCGGAGUGUGGAGCGAGCGGCAGCGGGAGCAGCGGGGACAGCCUGGACAAGAGCAUCACGCUGCCCCCCGACGAGAUCUUCCGCAACCUGGAGAACGCCAAGCGCUUCGCCAUUGACAUUGGGGGCUCGCUGACCAAGCUGGCCUACUACUCCACCGUGCAGCACAAAGUGGCCAGAGUGCGGUCCUUCGACUACUCGGGCAAGGACGCAGAGCAGGACCACGAGCCGCCCUACGAGGUCUCUGUGCAGGAGGAAGUCACCGCCCGGCUGCAUUUCGUCAAGUUCGAGAACACCUACAUCGAAGCCUGCCUGGACUUCAUCAAAGACCACCUCGUCAGCACAGAGACCAAGGUCAUCCAGGCCACCGGGGGCGGGGCCUACAGGUUCAAGGACCUCAUCGAAGAAAAGCUGCAGCUGAGAGUGGACAAGGAGGACGUGAUGACAUGCUUGAUAAAAGGCUGCAACUUCGUGCUGAAGAACAUCCCCCAUGAGGCCUUUGUGUAUCAGAAAGAUUCCGACCCCGAGUUCCGAUUCCAGACCAAUCAUCCCAACAUCUUCCCGUAUCUGCUGGUCAACAUCGGUUCUGGAGUCUCCAUCGUGAAGGUGGAGGCCGAGGACAGAUUCGCGUGGGUCGGCGGCAGCUCCAUCGGGGGCGGCACCUUCUGGGGACUUGGGGCUCUGCUCACCAAAACGAAGAAGUUCGACGAGCUGCUGCACUUGGCCUCCAAGGGCCAGCACAGGAACGUGGACAUGCUGGUGCAGGACAUCUACGGCGGGGCCCACCGGACCCUGGGGCUGGGAGGCAGCCUCAUCGCCAGCAGCUUCGGGAAGUCAGCCAUGGCCGACAGAGAGUUCUCCAAGGAGGACAUGGCCAAGAGCCUGCUGCACAUGAUCAGCAACGACAUCGGGCAGCUCGCCUGCCUCCACGCCAGGCUGCACGCCCUCGACAGGGUGUAUUUUGGCGGCUUCUUCAUCCGCGGCCACCCCGUCACCAUGCGCACCAUCACCUACAGCAUCAACUUCUUCUCCAAGGGGGCGGUCCAGGCGCUGUUCCUGAGACACGAGGGCUACCUGGGAGCCAUCGGAGCGUUUCUUAAAGGAGCAGAACAAGACAACCCUAACCAGUACAGCUGGGGAGAGAACUACGCAGGCAGCUCCGGGCUGAUGAGCUCGUCCCCAGAGCUCUGCCCGACACAGAGGGCCAGGAGCGGCACCUUUGACUUGCUGGAGAUGGACCGGCUGGAGCGGCCGCUGGUCAACCUGCCCCUCCUUCUGGACCCUUCUUCCUACGUGCCUGACACGGUCGACCUGACGGACGACGCGCCAGCCCGCAAGUACUGGCUCACCUGCUUCGAGGAGGCCCUGGAUGGGGUGGUGAAGCGUGCCGUGGCCAGCCAGCCAGGCUCAGCGGACGCGGCCGAGAGGGCCGAGAAGUUCCGGCAAAAGUACUGGGGCAAACUGCAGACGCUGCGGCAUCAGCCGUUCGCCUACGGGACCCUAACCGUGCGCAGCCUUUUGGACACGAGGGAGCACUGUUUGAACGAGUUCAACUUCCCAGACCCCUACUCCAAAGUCAAGCAGAAGGAAAAUGGAGUCGCGCUAAAGUGUUUCCCGAGGGUGAUCCGCUGUCUGGACGCCUUGGGCUGGGAGGAGAGGCAGCUGGCCCUGGUGAAGGGGUUGCUGGCGGGGAACGUCUUCGACUGGGGAGCGAAAGCCGUCUCUGACGUUCUCGAAUCUGACCCCCAGUUCGGCUUCGAGGAGGCGAAGAUGAAGCUGCAAGAGCGGCCGUGGCUCGUGGACUCCUACAGCAAGUGGCUUCAGAGGCUGAAGGGGCCCCCUCACAAAUGUGCCUUAAUUUUCGCAGAUAACAGUGGAAUAGACGUCAUUUUGGGAGUCUUCCCCUUUGUCAGGGAGCUUCUCUCUAGAGGGACGGAGGUCAUCCUGGCGUGCAACUCGGGACCUGCCUUGAACGACGUCACCUACUGCGAGUCCCUCAUCGUGGCCGAGCGCAUCGCGGCCAUGGACCCCGUCGUCCACUCGGCGCUCAGGGAGGAGAGGCUGCUGCUGACACAGACGGGCUCCAGCUCCCCGUGUCUGGACCUCAGCCGCCUGGACAAGGGACUUGCCGUGCUGGUCCGGGAGCGAGGCGCGGACCUGGUGGUGAUAGAGGGCAUGGGCCGCGCCGUCCACACCAACUACCACGCGGCCCUGCGCUGUGAGAGCCUCAAGCUGGCCGUCAUCAAGAACUCCUGGCUGGCCGAGCGGCUGGGCGGCCGGCUCUUCAGCGUCAUCUUCAAGUACGAGGUCCCAGCCGAGUGAGGCGCCAGCCCCGCUGGGCAGCUCUGCUCGGCGCUUGUCAGGGACGUGCUCCGACCGCAGCAGGGAAACCGAGUUCAAGCAGAGCGUUCGUGUCGCGCACCUGGGACAGGAGCCGGGGCCAGGCGUGCCCCGGCGCGAGCGUGUGCCGUCGGGUCUCUGUGAUGCUGCCACGUUCGUGCUGGGAGACGCGACUUUUGUCCAGUGAGACAUGCGUAUUGGAAUAUAUUUAACUGUGAAAUAAUCUUUUAUACACACA
Molecule: messenger RNA, 2596 nt
Organism: Lontra canadensis (Northern American river otter)
Lineage: Eukaryota; Metazoa; Chordata; Mammalia; Carnivora; Mustelidae
Gene: PANK4
Product: pantothenate kinase 4 (inactive)
Exons: 19
Coding region: 19-2340 (773 amino acids)
Biological process (GO): coenzyme A biosynthetic process
Cellular component (GO): nucleus; cytosol
Molecular function (GO): pantothenate kinase activity; ATP binding
Source: RefSeq, a predicted model, not a curated record